This is a messenger RNA of Entelurus aequoreus (snake pipefish), 2352 nucleotides long. RefSeq names its product XK-related protein 4-like. Gene Ontology annotation, cellular component: plasma membrane. The record is from RefSeq and is a predicted model, not a curated record. Bases 1 to 1167 code for a protein of 388 amino acids. The transcript has 4 exons. Gene Ontology annotation, biological process: engulfment of apoptotic cell; phosphatidylserine exposure on apoptotic cell surface; apoptotic process involved in development. NCBI's taxonomy places the organism in Eukaryota, Metazoa, Chordata, Actinopteri, Syngnathiformes, Syngnathidae.
AUGCGGGCAGGACUGUACCUGACUGCCAUCUACCUGGGUGUGCGCAGCCGUCAGAGCGGUGAGACGCAGCGUUGGCGUUACCACUGGAGGAUGAUCUACCAGUUUGCUGACGUCAGCAUGCUGCACCUGCUGGCCACCUUCCUGGAGAGUGCUCCGCAACUGGUGCUGCAGUUGUGCAUCGUCAUCCAGACCCAGGAGCUGCUGGCCGUGCAAGGCAUGACGGCGGGCGCCUCCCUGGUGUCUCUGGCCUGGGCCCUGUCGUCGUACCAGAAGGCGCUGAGAGAGUCCCGCGACGACAAGAAGUCCAUGGGCUACCUGGCCGUGGUGGUCCAGUUCUGCUGGCACUUCUUCACCAUCGCGGCCAGAGUGGUGACCUUCGCCCUGUUUGCGUCCGUCUUCCAACUCUACUUUGGCAUCUUCAUCGUGCUGCACUGGUGCGUCAUGACCUUCUGGAUCGUGCACUGUGAGACCCACUUCUGUGUCAGCAAGUGGGAGGAGAUCGUCUUCGACAUGGUGGUGGGCAUCAUCUACAUCUUCUCCUGGUUCAACGUCAAGGAGGGACGCACCAGGUGUCGUCUGUUCAUUUACUACUCUGUGAUCCUGGGGGAGAACGCCGCCCUCAGUGCAUUGUGGUACGUUUACCGCGCUCCCGCCGCCACCGACUCCUUGGCGGUGCCGGCGCUGUGCGUCAUCUUCAGCAGUUUCCUGACGGGGGUGCUGUUCCUGCUCAUGUACUACGCCUUCUUUCACCCCAACGGCCCGCGCUUCCCGCACUCGCCCAGCCGCCAGCGCCUGGACCCGGACGCCGCCGCCCACUUCUCCGCGCUGCCGUCCGAGGGCGCCGCCGACUCCCUGCGCUCCAACCCGGGCACCGCCGCCACCACGCUGGAGCGUGACGCCAAGCACUCGGAAAGGGACGGCUGCGUGCCGGUGUUCCAGGUGCGACGCGCCGUGCCGUCCACGACGUUGUCUCGCGCUCCUCGCCUUGAGGAGACGGUCAUCAAGAUCGACCUGUGCAGGAACCGCUACCCGGCCUGGGAGCGCCACGUCCUGGACCGGGGCAUACGCAAAGCCAUCCUGGCCAUCGACUGCUCCGUGACGCCGCGCCUGCAGUAUAAGGAUGACGCUCUGGUCCAGGAGAGGUUGGAGUACGAAACCACGUUGUAGUGAGCAGCAACGACGACUCUAGCAAUAAAAGGUUCCUACUGGUCUGAAAGAAGAUGGUGGACCUGCUCUCUGCUCUCAGGAGAGGAGAAUAUUUUUUUUUUUUACCGAGUCUCAUCAGGGAAGUCCUGUGGGAUACAAGCCAAAACCUGAGACCAUGUGUUGAUCCAGGUUGGUCGGGGUCAGCACAUCCAGGAUAAGUUGUUGGAUUCAGACCCUGAGAGAACACUUUGACCUAGGUUGGUUGGGGUCAACACCUCCAGGAUAAGUUGUUGUUGGAUUCAGACCCUGAGUGGAUAUUUUGAUUGAGGUUAGUCGACUCGGGAUCAGCACAUCCAGGAUAAGUUGCUGUUGGAUUCAGACCCUGAGAAGAUAUAUUGAUCCAGGUUGGUCGACUCGGGAUCAGCACAUCUAGGAUAAGUUGCUUUUGGAUUCAGACCCCAUGCGGAUAUGUGGUUCCAGAUUGGUUGACUCGGGAUCAACACAUCCAGGAUAAGUUGCUGUUGGAUUCAGACCCUGAGAAGAUAUAUUGAUCCAGGUUGGUCGACUCGGGAUCAGCACAUCUAGGAUAAGUUGCUCUUGGAUUCAGACCCUGAGAGGAUAUUUUGAUCGAGGUUAGUCGACUCGGGAUCAACACAUCCAAGAUAAGUUGCUGUUGGAUUCAGACCCCGAGAGGAUAUGUUGAUCCAGAUUGGUCGACUCAGGGUCGACACAUCCAGGAUAAGUUGCUGUUGGAUUCAGACUCUGAAAGGAUAUGUUGAUCCAGGUUGGUUGGGAUCACCACAUCCAGGAUAAUUUGUUGGAUUCUGUUCCUGCUCUCAGUGCCAAAAAACCUUCUGCUGGUUUUCCCACAAGUGUCGACUUUUUAAGAUCCUGAACCAGAAGAAAAAACUCCAACAUCUUGAAAGAACUACAGUAUCUCAUUUUAACUCAUAAGAAUCCACUUUACAGGUCUUCAACUGGAGGUGCGGGACCCGCGUUCGUGCUCAUAGACUUAGAUUGGUCACAUCUAGUCUUAGACUUGGAUUGGUCACAUCUAGUCUUAGACUUAGAUUGGUCACAUCUAGUCUUAGACUUAGAUUGGUCACAUCUAGUCUUAGACUUAGAUUGGUCACAUCUAGUCUUAGACUUAGAUUGGUCACAUCUAGUCUUAGACUUAGAUUGGUCACAUCUAGUGUUAGACUUAGA